AUGGCCAAAAUAAAUGACACCCAAAUCAUAGAAUUCAUUCUCCAGGGAUUUUCUGAUGAUCUGAACUUUCAAUCAGGACUUUUUGGAAUAUUUUUGCUAAUCUAUACUAUCACAUUAAUCGGCAACAUGAUGAUCAUUGCCACAGUGACCUUAGAGCUUCAGCUUCAGUCUCCCAUGUAUCUCUUUCUCAGAAGCUUGUCUCUUACCGAGAUUGUCUAUAUAUCAGUGACCGUCCCACGAAUACUCAAAGACAUUUUAAGCAAAAACAGAGCUAUUUCUUUUAUAGGAUGUGCUGCUCAACUCUAUUUCUUCUGUUUUCUUGGUACCACAGAAUGUUUCACUCUUGCAUUUAUGGCCUAUGACAGAUAUGUGGCCAUCUGCCAUUCUCUUCGUUAUACAACUAUAAUUACAAACAAAAAGUGUAUUGAUCUUUUAGUGGGAUCAUGGCUCGCUGGGAUGCUUCUAUCACUGGGUCAAAUUUCCUAUGUUUUCAGCCUCCCCUACUGUAAGUCAGGCAUAAUUGACCAUUUCUUCUGCGAUAUACUACCUGUGGUGAGGUUAGCUUGCGCUGAUACUUUUGCAAAUGAAAUUGCCAUUUUGAUAUACAGUUCAUUGGUCAUACCCUUACCCUUCUUGCUUAUUUUAGUAUCAUACAUUCAUAUUAUUGUUACUGUGCUAAAAAUACCUUCUGCAGUUGGCAGGAAAAAGGCAUUUUCUACAUGUGGAUCUCACCUAACAUCAGUCAGCUUGUUCUAUGGAUCAGCAACUUUAACAUAUCUAAGAACUAAAUCAACUGAUACUUAUGGGGGGAAAAUGUGGUCACUUUUAUAG
Spea bombifrons (plains spadefoot toad) is the source of this 831-nucleotide messenger RNA. RefSeq names its product olfactory receptor 10A7-like. The coding region runs from base 1 to 831 and encodes 276 amino acids. The transcript has a single exon. NCBI's taxonomy places the organism in Eukaryota, Metazoa, Chordata, Amphibia, Anura, Pelobatidae. Gene Ontology annotation, molecular function: G protein-coupled receptor activity; olfactory receptor activity. The record is from RefSeq and is a predicted model, not a curated record. Gene Ontology annotation, biological process: G protein-coupled receptor signaling pathway. Gene Ontology annotation, cellular component: membrane.